Molecule: messenger RNA, 4077 nt
Organism: Coffea eugenioides
Lineage: Eukaryota; Viridiplantae; Streptophyta; Magnoliopsida; Gentianales; Rubiaceae
Product: putative late blight resistance protein homolog R1A-4
Exons: 3
Coding region: 1-4077 (1358 amino acids)
Biological process (GO): defense response to other organism
Molecular function (GO): ADP binding
Source: RefSeq, a predicted model, not a curated record
AUGGCCUCCAGUGCUCUUACUUGCAUUUCUUCGGUCUUGGGUUAUCUGCGGACGUUUCUGGAGAACCUGCAUCCUGUUCAAGAACACGAGUCGGGUUUCACAAGAAUGUGGCUGAGAAGUAUCGAAACAUUUCUUUUCUGUGCGAGAAAGUGGGGCAACGAUGAUGAUGCAAGUCUAGGAGCACUGAUAGAUAGGAUUAAUGAUUACAUUUACAAAAUGGGACUGGUGGCUCACACCAUCUGCGCUGCUAGUCAGGAACUUGGAUUGGCUAAGAACCAUUUGGAAGUUUUGCCCACUGAUUCAGAAGAUGUCUUUGACAUCGAAUUAUGGCAAGGCAUCAACAACUGGUACUUGGCUUUAUCAGAUUGCUCAUUAAGGCAUUCAAGUAAUCCACCGUUUAAAAAGGAUGACCUUGUGGAGUUCAUCGACUCUCUUCUGGAAAGUCUAGAUCUUUGUUUUCAAUUCGAAGGAUUUAUAGGUGAAGAGGAUUUGGAGAAAUUAAUCGAAGCCCUUAAAGAAAAGUUAAAAUUCUUGAAAAACUUCAUCUGGUUUGUCACACUGCAAGGUGUUGAAGAUGGGCAAUUGGGACCUUUAUUCAUCCACACUGAAUUUGUCACUGCCAAUGCCGCACGCCUCUAUUUUACAUUGAACCAUUACUCAACCAGCAAUCAUAUUACAGACCUGCUGCAGGAGAUUAUCCCUACAGAAUCCCAAGUUCAUGAGACGUGUGUCCAGGCCCUAAUCACUUCAAAGUUCUCAAGACACCCAUAUGGGGACUCAGACGAGCUUGUGUUGAGAGACUUCCUAGAGUCUCUCCAAUGUAAUAUAUGGUCGAUGCUAAAGUCUCGUACUUUUCGUAUGAUCUCUUUCAAGUUUCAACUGCAAAUUCUUUGGGAGGGAUUUAGAUCCUUGAGAAUCACUCUCAAGGACAAGCCCAAGAAGUUUGAUGAGAAGAUGAGAGAUCUUACUGGACUCGUGCUCUGCGACGCCGGACUUCUAAAUUUUUCUCUUUCUUUGAAUGCUAGCGAUGAUGGAUUCAUCAGGGAGAUGGAUCUUGUGCCUCUUGAUUUGCUGGAAAGGAUUAAUCUUAUCAAGUUAACAGUUGCAGAGGAAUGUCUCGAAACAUCACCGUUUAACUUUCCCAGGACAAAUACGUUGGGAUUUAUUGAUUUUCUUCUAAAAUAUGUGACGGAUUUGACAAGUUCUGAAUCUCUUGCAAAUCAUCCAGUUCAGACAAUCCAGAAAGACCUUGGUUUCUUACGCUCUUUCUUGGGGAAAAUUGUGGAGAUGCGCAAUGGAGAUGAGGAGCUCCAAGCAGUCUGGGACCGUGUUGUGGAGGUUGCAUACACGGUAGAGUUUCUUAUCGACUCCGUGCUGGUUGGAGAUAUUCUAGAUUCCUGUUCACUGUCAUUUGAUUCCAUUGUAGAAGAAAUUGAGUCCAUCAAGUCUGAGGCCUCGAAGAUCUUUGACAGCAAAAGACUUGACGUCAAAGAGAAGGAAGUUACCAAGAGACCCAAUCACACUCCAGCACAGGGAAGUAAGCCAACAAACAAUGAUGUGGUGGUGGGAUUCGAGGAUGAGGCAACCUCAAUAAUCAAUCGACUCACAAGAGGAUCACGCCAAGUGCAAAUAGUUCCCAUUGUAGGUAUGCCGGGUCUUGGAAAGACAACUUUAGCUAAAAAAGUUUACAACGAUUCCUCCAUUAUGUCCUAUUUUUAUACUCGUGCUUGGUGUACUGUUUCUCAAGUUUAUGUCAUGAAAAACUUGUUGCUUGAAAUACUGACUUGUACUGAGUCCAAGCAUUCUGAAAAAUUUUUUGAGAUGAGUGAAGAAGAUCUGGCUGCAGAAGUCAGAAAACGUUUGCUAAGGAAUAGAUAUCUCAUUGUUUUUGAUGAUGUAUGGGACAUGGAAGUAUGGAACAGAUUGGAAGCCUCAUUUCCCAAUGAUGGAAAUGGAAGUAGAGUUAUCAUGACAAGUCGACUCUGUGAUGUUGUUCCGCAAGAUAAUCUCCGCCAAGAACCUCAUUAUCUUCGUCAACUCACUCAUGAUGAGAGCUGGGAUUUGCUAAAAGAGAAGUUAUGUCCCGGAAAAGAUUUGCUUCCUUGCGAAUUAAGUGAACUUCGGAUGCAAAUUGUGGAAAUGUGUCAAGGAUUACCUCUCACAAUUGUCAUUCUAGCUGGAAUUCUAGCGAACAUGGACCCAUCUGGUUGGAAAGGAGAAGUGCAAAGUUUAAGUUCCAGAAAUGUUUCUAGCACAGACCAAUGCACUACAGCAUUAGAGCUGAGUUACGAACAUUUACCAGAUAAUUUGAAACCAUGUUUUCUUUAUUUUGGAGGAUUUCCAGAAGACCAUGAACACACUAUCAAGAGGUUGAUUUGGUUGUGGGUUGCUGAAGGAUUAGUGCAAGCAACUGAUCUAAAGAGUGCAGAGGAUGUGGCAAAUGAUCACAUGAUGGAUCUCAUUAACAGGAGCUUAGUCAUGGUUUCUAAACAAAGAUCCAUUGGUGGAGUCAAAACUUGUCGCAUUCACGAUUUGUUACAUGAGUUCUGUGUAAAAAAGGCCAAAGAAGAAAACUUUUUGCAGCUGGUACGUGGGUACGAUGAAUUGUACACUUUGAACGUGCCACAUUACCUACGUCGCUUAUGUAUCAACUCUACAACAAAGGACUUCAACGAGUCAAGGUUAGCUUUUCCCACUGUUCGAUCUCUAUUAUUCUUCGCACAUGGGAUAAGGUAUUUACCCUCUUCAGUUGGUCUCUCAUUCAACUUUCACCUCUUCAAACUUCUGAGAGUGUUAGAUUUAAGCCAAAUAAAUCUAAAAGACACAUUUCCUAGAGAAAUAGAAUUACUUGUUCACUUGCGGUACUUGGCAAUUCUUGGUGAUGUGUACAUCCCAUCAUCUAUAGCCAAUCUCGAGAAUUUGGAAACGUUUAUGGCAUCAUCUUUAUCGUGGUCAUUGCCAGACACUAUAUGGAAUUUGAAGAAACUAAGGCAUUUAGUGUGGACAGGUCCGUCUUUAUUUGGUGGUUUUGGUUUGCCCACCAAAAAUCUUGACAACUCUCCACAGUUGUGUAAUUUAGAGACCUUGUCUCCUCUAAGACUUUCUUCUUGGGAGAACUGGGACAAGAUAUUCAAAAAGUUUCCAAAUAUCCGCAAGUUGAAAUGCAAGCUCACAGCACCUCAUCAUCCUGCUAAGAAGCAGAGCAAUAACAUUCUAGCACUCGACUUUUCAAGUAGACUAGAAUCACUCAGUUUGAUUGUCCCGCCAAGAUUGGGUAAGCCAUAUGGCCCAUAUCCAGUGGAAUUUCAUUUCUCUUUGACUAUUAGAAAAUUGACUCUAUCCGGCUUUUGCUUGCCAUGGAGCAAAAUAUCAGCAGUUGCAAAUCUUCCCAAUCUUGAGGCUCUCAAAUUACUCAGGGAGGCCUUCGUAGGGGAAACAUGGGACAUGGAAGAAGAGGAAUUCCCUGAACUUAGAUUCUUGAAGUUAGCUUCCUUGGACAUUGUCAAAUGGACUGCCAUCGAGUGCGAGAACAGUUUUCCUCGUCUGCAGAAAUUGGUGUUGGAAAAGUGUUGUAAUUUGGAGGAGAUUCCUUCUUCAAUGGGGAAUGUUUCACCUCUUGAAACAAUUGAGGUGUCUGAUUGUCCCAACUCUGCAAAUUCAGUAAAUGAAAUUCAGGAAGAACAAAUCAGUAUGGGAAACACUGGUUUCAAGAAAGUUUGGUCUGAAUUGUGGCAGCGUUCCUUUUCCCUACGUCCCCGAGUUAAACUGCAUCCCGAUCUUCAGAUCCUCUGCACUUCCCGGCAUUCAGAUAUCCGUGGAGGCCGACCAGAUGAGGACCAAGAAUCUGAGCCUCCCAGGUUGUCGUUUCUCUCAAAAUUCACUAUUUGCUUCAACAGUCGAAGGCUACAGUUUAGCUUAUUAGGCAACGGUGCCAUAAGCUUCCAGGCACUUUUUCUCUUGUUGAAUUUGUUCAAAGCAAUCAACGAUGAAAAGUGUCUCAACUUUCCUACUCCUACACCUCCUCUACUAUUCAGUGGCAGCGUCGACAAAGAUGGAUUCACAAUCACAGCUAUCUGA